CCGGCAACCACAGGAUCACCAGAUAACCCUGUGUGUUGAAAUUGAAGAUCCCAAUGUGAUCCCUUAUAGUACAGGUUCUCAACCCUGGUUUUGGGCUACUUCCAUGUCCACCAUAUUUUCCCUGGUCUAACACAUGGACUUCUGAAGAAAGGCCUUUAAAUAGGAUGUUUAGGAGUGCUCGGUUUGUGACAUCAGCAUGCCUACUGGGGACCCAUAGAUCACUGUUUGGGACACUCAACAACUCCAGGAAGAAUUAUUUUGGAGAGAUAGUGUGCAAUGGCCUCCUUUCCCAGCCAUUGUGCAUGGCCAGUAGUGAGAGAGGGCCACAGAGGAAACAUUAUAUAUCUGAGCCAAAGAACAGUAAAUAUGCUUCAAAAAAAACUCUUAAAAAGGCAAGAAAAAGAUUUUUUCACACAAGCUGCUCUAUCAAUCCUGCAGACAUGAUUGACUUCCCAUUGGUGUGUAAAAUAAAUAGUUCUGUACAGUAUUGUUCAAAUUCCACUUUUUCAGAGGACUGCAUCCUCAGGGACGGUGUUACUAACAAGUCCCUGCUGCCUGAAAACCGUACAGUCAAACACAGAAGUUGUGUGGAUAAGUGGAGAGCAGAUCUAAACAGCAGCAGUAAAAGUCAGAAGAGCUGCCAUCACACAGGGAGCACAUCCUUCACAAAGUCAUACGAGUUGAGUAAAGGGCUCUGGACUUCCUGUCAAGAGCGAUGGGGCCAUCAUGGACCUCUAAAAUCCCAAGUGUGUGGUUUUCACAGGAGAGUCCCGAAGCAGGCUGCUUUUGAAGACUGUUUAUCAGCCAAGAAUGAGGAACGCUGCAGAGGCCAACUGCAGUCCAACAAUGCACUGUAUGAGAAGGAGAGAGAGAAGAGCUGUGCAGCUGUGCUCGUGUCUCUGUGCACAGUAGGGGGAGAGCCUGCCAUGCUUUUCACCCUUAGAUCCAGCAAAAUGAGGGGCAAACACAAAGGUGAUGUCAGUUUUCCAGGGGGAAAACAAGACCCCUCUGACAGAAACAUUGUGGAAACAGCACUGCGGGAAGCCAGGGAAGAACUGGGGAUUAACGUGACUGAAAAUGAAGUGUGGGGGAUUCUGAAGCCACUGAAUGAUAGGUCAGGAAUGAAGAUUGCUCCUGUGUUGGCUAACCUUGGACCACUGGAGACUCUAACACUCCGUCCCAACCCGAGUGAGGUGGAGGAGAUCUUCACCCUGACCGUUGCCCAUCUAUGCAACCCUCAGAACCGAGGCUAUACACACUUUCGCAUUGGUAAUCACUAUGGAGUCACUCUUCCUGUGUUUCACAGUGAUAAGUACAGAAUCUGGGGCCUGACUGCAGUAGCACUGGACCACACACUCAAACUCAUCAUGUCGGUGUAGCAGCUGUAGAGCCAACGGAAAUUCAGGUCUCUAAAAAUGUUGAAAGAUUAGGUAAUAUCACUGAUUUGUUAUAAUCAAAUAAUGAAUGGUAAAAUUCAAUCCAAUUUUUGUGCUGAGGGAACAUAAUUUUUAAAUUAUUUACUUUGUUUAAUAAUAAAUGAUUUCAUGGAUUAGAUACUUUUUUAAGAAAAGUCUUAUGAGUAGUUUUUCAAGAAGUCUGGAAUAAUGCAUAAAUAUCUGCAAGCAUUUUCAGUUGAUUGAAUUUGCGGCAUUACAAAAUAUUGGUGUGGAAAAAUAAUUGACUACUAUCAAGACAGAUUCUGUACGUCUGCCUUUUUUAUGUCAAAUCCUCAUGUAAUGUAGUUUGUUUACUAUCUGAGCUUUUUAACCGCUGCCCUUCCCAAUUUAAGAAAUGCAGGAAUUUUCCA
Molecule: messenger RNA, 1807 nt
Organism: Neoarius graeffei (lesser salmon catfish)
Lineage: Eukaryota; Metazoa; Chordata; Actinopteri; Siluriformes; Ariidae
Gene: nudt8
Product: nudix (nucleoside diphosphate linked moiety X)-type motif 8
Exons: 6
Coding region: 165-1379 (404 amino acids)
Molecular function (GO): coenzyme A diphosphatase activity
Source: RefSeq, a predicted model, not a curated record